Molecule: messenger RNA, 1719 nt
Organism: Carlito syrichta (Philippine tarsier)
Lineage: Eukaryota; Metazoa; Chordata; Mammalia; Primates; Tarsiidae
Gene: ERICH1
Product: glutamate rich 1
Exons: 6
Coding region: 42-1277 (411 amino acids)
Source: RefSeq, a predicted model, not a curated record
GCAAGCUACUGCUACUGCGGAGUUGUCUUCUGGGGUCCUGCAUGGCGGAACGCCGGAGGCACGUGUUUGUUGAAAAGGUGCUACAGAGACUUUUUCCUAAUGUUUCAAGUGGCCACAAAAAGAGGGAACCCCAGGCACCAGCCAUUGAAGACCUGCCCAAGACAGUGAGCUCUGAGAAAGUGAGGCAGAGACAUAUCCGGCCUUCGACAGAGAACAACACCCAGAUUCUGCCUGGCAGGCGGCUCUACACUGUAAGUUUGCCUCCUGAGGGGUACAUGCCCAGUGAACCAGGGCCCAGCAGUGACCCAAAUUCUGAAAACAUCUCCAGUGGGGACGACACAGAAGAUCAGGGUCCUCAUGAUCAACCAAAGAGAAGAAGAAUUAGAAAGCAUAAAUCAAAGAAGAAUUUGAAAAAUCCCAAUAAUGUUCAUGUAGAACAAGCAGGAUUAGAGAAACAGCAGAGUCCUUUACAAGAAAAAUUACAGCCACAGCACACAGAUGGCUCCAUAAUAAGCAAAAAUAAAAAAAGAAAACUGAAAAAGAAACAGCAAAUUAAAAAGAAGAAAGCAGCUGGCUUAGUGGCAAAGGCCUCUGGUGUCAAUUUUAUGUACCAGCCAGAGGAGAGCAGUAGUGAACAAGAAGAUGUGGGAGACGAUGGAGAAGAGGGCAUAGACGCCGAUGAGGAAGACACCAGAGAUGCCAGAGAAGGAGACGUCAGAGACACCAGGGAGGGAGACGUCAGAGACAUCAAUGAAGAAAACAUCAGAGAUGCCAAUGAGGAAGAUGCUAGAGACACUGGAGAGGGAUAUGUUAGAAACACCAGUGAGGAAGAUGUUAGAGAUGCCAGGGAGGGAAAUGUUAGAGAUACUAGUGAGGAAGAAGAUAUUACAGAUGCCAAUGAGGAAAAAGUUACAGACACUGACGAGGAAGAUGUUAAAAUUACCAAUGAAAAGGCAGAUAGUAUCCUAAACUUUUUGAAGUCAACACAAGAAAUUUAUUUUUAUGAUGGUGUCUCCAGAGACUCGAGUCCAGCUAUCUGUGUGGAGGCCACCGAAGAACUGCUCAGCCAUCUUGCGUCCCACCGCAUGUCACCCUCGGAUGUGUUCAUUCUGGAUCACAUGAAAACGCUGCUACUUGUGCAAGAUAUCGAACGAUUGAAGAGUGCCCUGGACAUGUUCCCAGAACACUGCAUGAUGCCUCGUGAGCAUGCCAGAGUAAUCUCAGCUUUCUUUAAUUACUGGAUCACGCAUAUCCUUCCUGAGAGAAACAGUGAAUAAAAUCAGAAUAAAAUCUUUAAGAAGAGCUAAUAAUUUAACACAAAAACACAUAAGACAAAUAUGAAAUGGGCUGAGUUAAUUCUUAUGUAUAAAAAAGGUUAAAUUGCAAAUAUUUUGUUUGUAACCCAAAUCCUGGGAACUUGGAAGACAUUUCUGCCAUAUUAUUUAUUCAUGUAUUUGUACAUAAUGAAUAGGAUGUCAUCUGAGGCUUUAGCUAAGAAACUGGGGUAAAAUUAUUUGCAAUUAUGUAUACCUUGAAAUACUACAUAAAACCUGAUUCUGUUUUUCCAGUUCUUGUAAAAAUUGAAAGUGGACAUUCUGUUACAUUAAAUAAACCGUAUAGUUUGAAGCUCAUAUAUUUUCAUAAAGUUUUAAAUCACUUGGUAUCUGAAAGUCUCUGUCUUUAAGAAUGCUUUCUGGAUAUUAAAAAGUUCUAGUUUAA